AGAAGACCCUCAUGGAAUGGCUGGACGACUUUCGAUUAAGUGAAACUCAGAGAGAGGAUGAGGAGGAUCUUGAGGGCCUCAUGGAUUGGUGGAACACUGUGGAACAAUGGGAGGACAUGCCCAAAAAUGACAACAUGACUGAAAAAGAGGAAGCCAAGGCUUUUGCUGUAACCGCUGACAAGGUGCAAAAGGGCAUACGCGUGUUUAACAAACUUUUCUCAGAGCGAGCAGAAGGACUGUGGCAGCACGUGAUCGACCUGCACGCUAUUGCAGAUGGCCUGGACCGCUUCAAUAAGAAGACCAAAAUAGCCCAGAUCACCGGUGGCUCCACCAGCGCUGUGGGAGGUGUAGCUACCAUAACUGGCCUCAUCUUGGCUCCUUUUACCAUGGGAACCUCUCUGAUUGUCACUGCGGUGGGUCUGGGUGUUGCCAUGGCAGGUGGGCUUACCUCUGCAUCUGCUGGCAUAACCAGUACCGUCAACAACUCAUUGGAUCGCAAGAAGGUGGAACGCAUUGUGGGAGACUACCAGGCAAAGAUGGGUGACCUUAACAAAUGCAUGAAGUUCAUCAAGCAAGGCAUAACAAACCUGCGCAAGUUCAACCUGAAUAAGAUGAAGAAGCAUGCUUAUAAUCGAGACUUCCCAUGUUUUGACAAUGUCUAUGAGGACGGUGCCAUGGCAGGCAAAGCUAUUCUGACUAAUGCUAAUGAGAUUAUGCGUGUGAUGCAGAUAGCCAAUGUGGCAGGAACCACUGCGGCACGUGCUGUGCAGAUCGCUAGCAUAUCCACAGGUGUUCUGACGGGGCUUUUUGUUGGGAUGGACAUCUACUUUGUGGCCAAGGACUCCCAUGAGCUGAAAAAUGGUGCCAAGUCAGAAUUUGCUGCUAAAAUCAGAGAAGUGGCAGAACAGUUACAUGAGGGCUUGAUGGAGCUCAAUAUCAUUCGAGAUGAGCUGCGCAUGACCACCACUGUGAAAGAAGACCAAACAUCUUGACAAAUUUCUGUAUAAGUUCCUCUGGGUUUAUUACCACUGGGUUUUUUUACCCUGCCUUUUUCUACUCUCACAAGAUGGUGUAUAAAUGAUAUGGUUAUAUAACUAUAGUGGCUUCUCUUAUUAUAAAGCACAGUAAAUCUGUGGUCUUACCUUGUUUUUAAGGACUAUAUCCACUUCAUUUUAUUUUAAAGUGUAACUGCUGCUUUUAAAAGGAUUAAAGUCUAAGAUCUACAUUAAUCACCAGUAGGCUAAACACGCUAAUCACUGCCUUAUCUGUUUUCAAGCACUUUUCUGCCACUGAGAAUCUGAAUUGUACACAGCAGAUACUGUUGGAGACAUUUGUUUUGUUGUUGCUUCAGAAGUGUCAUACGGAUUUCAGAAUAAUUAUUAGCAAACCUUAAAUUAUUUUUAUUUGAUUUGUGAAGUUAGUAGGCUCCUAUAGCCCUCUAAGCACAUGUAAUAAUGCACUCCUGACAACAUGGUGUGGAUUUUGUAACUGCUGCUAAAACAUUUGUUUUUUAAACAUUUAUUAUGUUAUUGUACAUCUGCUAUUGCCAAAUGUGUCAUCGAUGCUCUUAUUUAUUUAUCUAUCCAUGUGCCUCUUUAUCUGUCUGUCUAUGUAUAUCUGUCUGUCUGUAAUGUAUUAUACCCAUAAUGUCACUGCAAGUUUGUGACAGUCUUUAGUACCUUUAAAAUGAAGGUAUUUUCACUUUUUAUUUUGUAUGUAAAAUAAAAAAUAAGAUAUUCUU
Molecule: messenger RNA, 1741 nt
Organism: Danio rerio (zebrafish)
Lineage: Eukaryota; Metazoa; Chordata; Actinopteri; Cypriniformes; Danionidae
Gene: apol1
Product: apolipoprotein L1
Biological process (GO): lipoprotein metabolic process; lipid transport
Cellular component (GO): extracellular region
Molecular function (GO): lipid binding
Source: RefSeq, marked validated